Molecule: messenger RNA, 2560 nt
Organism: Eremomyces bilateralis CBS 781.70
Lineage: Eukaryota; Fungi; Ascomycota; Dothideomycetes; Eremomycetales; Eremomycetaceae
Product: CBS-domain-containing protein
Exons: 4
Coding region: 292-2316 (674 amino acids)
Molecular function (GO): protein binding
Source: RefSeq, a predicted model, not a curated record
UCUCUCUCUCUUCUUUUCGUAGGACGUUGCCGCGGAUUUCACAGUUUGCUAUUGUCCCUUUUGAGGAGCCGAGUUCGUUCUAUUGAAUUUCCAUUCAAUAGCAUACGGCCCAUAAACGGGAAUCUCUUCCUACGGACCCGUUGCUUACCCCGAGGACCUGGGGUAAACAAUUGGUUGUUUGCUAGAAGCUGUCUCUAUCCCUCUCCCGUCAUUGGCCGAUCACCCGUCUGCCGUUCAACUCCGCUUCUGAUAGAGUUGAUAACGGUGUAUUGACGCCUUCGAAUCAUCAGAAUGUCGGCUACAGGAACAUUUCGUGGGACGCCUAAGGCGAGAGGGCAAGUCCCGUUCGCGAACAGCCCCUCCAACAUCCCUCGUCCGGCUCCUGAGACCCAAAGUAGCUAUGGGGGGGGCAGCGAUCUCGGGACGUCGACUCUCAGUGCUAGUAGAGCGAAGCAGUCGAAGAAAGAUGAGGCUAUCCGAAGACGCAUCGAAACCGACAUGAACAAGCGAAAGAACCCUACUGCCCGUGUCCGGCAAUCUCGAAAAGCUCCCCCUGGCUCCGUUCUCUCGUUGAAGCCGAGUCCUGCUCUCCAAAUCAAACCGAACACCACAGUUGCCGAGGCGGCCCAAUUGAUGGCAGCGAAGAGGGAAGACUGCGUCCUCGUCACAGAUGAUGACGAGCGUAUUGCCGGCAUCUUUACGGCCAAGGAUCUGGCUUUUCGAGUUGUCGGAACAGGCGUCCAUGCCCGCGAUGUCACGAUAGCAGAGAUCAUGACCAAGAAUCCACUCUGCGCGAAGACAGACACCAGUGCCACCGAUGCCUUGGAUCUGAUGGUGCGGAAAGGCUUUAGGCAUCUCCCCGUCAUGGAUGAAAACCACGACAUUUCAGGGAUUUUGGAUAUCACGAAAUGCUUUUACGACGCCAUGGAAAAAUUGGAGCGUGCAUACAGUUCGUCAAGGAAACUCUAUGAUGCACUAGAGGGUGUCCAGGCCGAGCUUGGAUCUAGUCAGCCUGCUCAGAUCAUUUCCUACGUCGAGGCGAUCCGGAGCAAGAUGUCUGGCCCGACCCUUGAAUCUGUCUUGACUGGAUUGCCACCAACAACGGUGUCGGUCCGGACGUCGGUAAAGGAAGCGGCUAUGCUGAUGAAAGAGAAUCACACAACUGCCGUUCUGGUUCAAGAUCAGGGGUCGAUUACUGGAAUCUUCACUAGCAAGGACGUCGUCCUUCGAGUGAUUGCGGCUGGGCUUGACCCAUCAACAUGUAGCGUUGUCCGUGUGAUGACACCGCAUCCGGAUUUUGCUCCCAUGGACAUGAGCAUCCAAGCAGCUCUCAGGAAAAUGCAUGAUGGACAUUACCUCAACCUGCCGGUCAUGGGUGAUAGCGGCGAAAUCGUCGGAAUGGUUGAUGUGCUGAAGUUAACUUAUGCAACACUUGAUCAGAUCAACAGCAUGUCCGCCGGCGACGCCGAAGGGCCCGCAUGGAACAAGUUCUGGCUCUCCCUCGACGCCGAUACCGAAUCCAUGAUGUCCGGCGAUGGCGGCAGCCGUGCCCCCCACACCCCCGAUCAUCGCUCCCUCAUCUCCCCCGAUCUCAGCCGCCCCAGCGUCGACCGAGGCGACAGCGUUAUGCCCCACGAAUCCGCCUCCCACAACGGCGCCGAAUCGCCUGACCAUUCCGCCGCCGGCCCCGCGUCCCCGUCGUUCGAGAACUCUCCCUUCCCUUUCAAGUUCAAGGCACCCAGCGGGCGCAUGCACCGCUUGCAAGUGAUUGCAUCCGCGGGAAUGACCGAGCUCAUCUCGCAAGUAGGCCAAAAACUUGGCAGCGAAGUCGACGGCAUCGGAGGCGUUCCCACAGUCGAGGACGGCCACGUGUCCGCCUCCGGGUUCGCGCUCAGCUACCUCGAUAACGAAGGCGAUAGCGUUUCCAUCACGACGGACCACGACCUACUUGAAGCCAUCACGCUCGCUCGGCAAGGUCGUCUGGAUAAGGUCGACUUGUUCGUGCACGAUCCGUCUGCGCCGGCGAUCCCUGCGACGGUGGAGCCGCAGCCGGCGCUGCCGAAACAGGUUACGCCGCCACCGUCGACGACCAUCAGGGAGCGUAGCAGGAGAUAUGACGGCGAGGAUGCGGACGAGGAUGAAGAGGAGUACGUGGAGAGGAAGCGGAAGGGGAAACAAACUGCGGUUCAGGCCACGCAAGAAGAACAACAACUCGUCGCGGGGGUCCCUAAUGAUAUGCUGGUGCCAGGGGCGGCCCUUGCGCUGGCGGUAAUUGUUGUGGGGGUGUUCACCCUGGGGCGAGCAACGAGUCGUUAGCAUUGCAGCUAGCACGAUGUUAUAUCCAGCGUCAAAUUCGCCCAGGUGAGGUAGUUUUGUUCUUUGAAGCGCGUGAAAUUCUACUAGUAACAGUUCCCUCCGUCAAGGCAGGCAGGUCUUCAGAGGGAAAGGAUGAGUCAUGUGCAAUCUUCUAUUCCAGUUAAUGAUCAUAGAGCAUGUUAUCAUCUAAUGCCAGCAGGCGGACAUUCCACUCUUCCCAUCAUAUAUACAAUUAAUCGCCUGU